GUAAUGUCCAAUCAGAAAGGACGUUGCACAGGGCAUAGGCUCACACUGUUUCACGCUGUUGACUGAGGCUUAGGUCAGUGGUGUCUAAUGCGGUAUCCGGAUCCACGUUGAAGCACUUCUAAUUCGUGGAUGUAGUCUUUAAAUUUUAGCAUGUAAGAGGUCCACCGGCUGUGAAGGAUGUCCAUUUAAGAACUGUUCGAAUGUUUUAUGCCCGUUUCUUGUGACUGUUUUUACUUUGAAGAAGAGUAAACGCCUAAAAGAAUUAAGUACUGACUAUUUAAGCGCUCGGGGAAGGGGCGUGGUGAUUACCACUCCCAGACCACUCUCGUGCCAUCGAGAAUAUAGAAGAGCAUGUAGUAGCUGCUUUGAUGAUAAAGCAAACGCAGUAGAUCUUGAACAGUUCCACACCCACUUACAGCCAGAUUAUUUCACAGGAGAAACAACAAUGGAUGUGCAGAUAAUUUUAAUAGGUAUCCCGGCUUUUGUUGUUAUAGCCAUUUUGAUAUAUCUGAUCACCGCAUUUGCAAUGCGAGAGAAGACAUUCGAAGAAGUAAUAGCAGAGCAAAAACGACGACAGGAAGAAGAGCGUGAAAGAGCAAAACAAGGCAAAAAGGUAGAAAAGGAGCAGUAUAAGAAAAAGUUUAGAAAAGGUAAAGCAGAUAAAGGAAAAGAAAAAGCUGCCCAGGUUUGUGGACCAGAAUUUAAGGAACCAGUCAUGGUAGAGCCAGAGGUAACAGAGCACAAGAUGGUCAACCUUGAAAUAGACCCAGAAAUAAUUGAACCUUCUGAUGCUGUUGUUCUUGGAGGUAAAUCCAAAGUCAAGCCAAGCCGAAAGAGCAAACCAAUUCUGGUCAACAAGAAUGAAGUAACCCCUGUUACUGAGAAGGCCACUGAACUGCCCCACAAGCCUAUCACACCACGAGAUGAGAUUGAGUUAAAAAAACUUCAUGAAAAAGAGGUUGUUCCAGCUGUGCAUGUUUCCACUAUGCAGAUAGAAACACACCAGAAGAAAGAAAACAAGAUUGUACAUCAGACAGAAAAUAAACAGGAGGUCACAGAAACAAUUAAAGAAGUCAAGGAAAUUAAGGUGCAGAGAGUGAAAGCCCCAAGAAUGGAAUCCAUGAUAAUCCAGCAAAAUGCACCACAGGAGGAGGGAGAAAAGAAGAUAUCAAAGAUUAAGAAUUCAUCUGAUACAGUUGCUGGCGGUACUCGUCUGGUGGAAAUGGUGCGUUCAGCUUCUCUCAGUGACAAAGAUGUUCAGACUCUGACAGAGAUUCUGUCCAAUCGCCAGGGUACAACAGGUGUUGCCCAGGAUUCCUGGAACAAGAAGAACCAGAAAGGGGAUGCAACUGCUUUGCUGAAGAAGCAGCUGGAAGAAAAAGAGAAAGCUCUACAGGAAGAGCAACAGCAUUCCAUGGUUGCUAACAAUCGUGUGAAAGAAGCAAAAAAUGAGUUGCUGGCUGAGCGCUCUAAGUUUGCUACCAUGGAGAAGAGAUACCAGGAGAAAGUAGCUCAGCAGGCUUCAGAGCUUGAGGCCAUGCAACAGCGCAUGCGUCAUGCACAUGAGCAGCACAUUGUAGAGAUUGGAGACAUGCGUGGUCGGCUCCAGCAGCUAGAACAAUCAGGCGAUGCAACUUUGAUACAGAAGCUUAAGCAGGAAAAUAAAAUCCUUCAAGAGUCCUGGGCAAAAGCUGCGAAAGAGAGUGUGCCCUUGACAGAGGUUGCCAGCCUUCGCCAAAAGGUUGAAAUUAUGCAGAAGGAGCUCUCAUCUAAUGCACUUAAACUGAACUCUGCAGAGAAUGCCAAAAAUAACCUGGAGCAGAAACUGCAGAAGGCAGAGGAGCAGAUGACCAAACAGGAGUCCAGUAAAAAAGUCUUGGAAGAUAAGCUGGAUGAGGUGAGUGCAGAGCUAAACAAGAUAGAGACCAAAAAUGUUAGUCUUGCAUCAGAUCUGAAGAAAGCAACAACAGCACUAAGUCAGGCCGAAACAGAGUGUUCGUCCCUCAAGUGCAAGCUACAGGAACUGGAGAAAUAUCUUUCCAGUGGAGAUGCUACUAAAGAGAUUGGUGCCAAGCUGCAGGAAGCUGAGCGUAAGAAGUUGGAUCUAGAAGGAAAUCUCAAGAAUCUAGAGAAGCAGCUGGCUGAUGCUCUGCACCACCAGAAUGAACUGAACUCGGAGCUGAUGCAAGUUCGUCAGGAGAAUCACCUCCUUACAGAAGAAAUGCGUGCUAGCAAAGAGCAGCGACAACAAGCAGAAGGUCAAGAAGCACUUUCCACAGCUGCAAAUGGGGACAUCCACAAGAAAGUUUCUAAGAAAGACACGAUUCAGUUGGAGGAACAUGAACGCAUUUUGUCGGAAAAGAUUGCUGAACUUGCUAAGCUUCAGCAAGAUCUGGAGAUGGAACAAAGUGCUGCCUCUGUGUUGAAAACUACAGUGGAAAAUCAACUGGUUCAAAAUAAAGAACUCCUUGAACAACUGGAUGCUCAGAAGCAGAAAAAUAAUGAGUUGCGAGAAAAGAACUGGAAAGCUAUGGAGGCUUUAGAAAAAGCUGAAAAAUCAGCAUCAGAAAAAGUUGAUAAAACACUAAAGUCAUCUAGGGAAGCCACAACUAAAGCUCUUGCAGAUUUGGAAUCACUAGACAAAGGAAUUUUGCAGCGCCUUUUUCCAGACAUCUCUGUUAGUGAGAAAUUGGGCCACAAGGAAUGGAUAGGAGCAUUUGAAAAACAAGCAGUUCAGUAUAUAGCAAAAAUUUCAUCGUCAGCGAGAGAGCAAAGUGAAAAAAUUAUUCAUCUGCAAAAUGAGAACAGUCAGUUACAGGCUGAUCUGGCAGUCUUUAGAAACAACAUUGCCAUUCUGCACUCUGAAAAGGAUCGAGUUCAAGAACUUGAGUUGGAAAAUGCAAAACUUAAACAGCAAGUGGAGACUUAUGAAAAAUCUUUUGCUCAGGUGAAUGUAGGGCAAGAGAAACUGAGUCAUCUAGAAGAAGAAAAUAAGAGGUUGAAAGAAAAUGUCAUGCAAAAUACUUCGUUGUCAUCAGAAAUGUCAAGUUUACAAGAAGCUAACAGGCAACUACAGUCGCAGGUAGAAGAAUAUAAAAAUAUUGUUUCAGAAACGGAGAAAAAGUUGCAGGAUUUGGAGCACAGUGUUGAAUCUGAGGAGAAAAAGUGGAAAGAGAAGCUACAACAGGCACAAGAAGACGUUGAAAGGAACAUAAGGAUCCCUACUCAAGAGCAAGAGCUAGAGGAGUUAACAAUACAGCAGCAAGCUCAGCUGGAAGACUACAGAAGUGUUUUGUCAUCUACGGAGAGUACACUACGUCAGUUGGAAAGUCGAGCUGAUGCAGAAGAAAAGAGGUGGCAGGAGAAAUUGCAGAGUGUACAAAAGGAGCUAGAAAAGUCUAAAACAGAAUGCCAUAGGCUAGAGAAAGAUAUCCAGAAGUUGCAUGGAAGUACUGAAGAUCUGUCAGAUUUGGGUUUUGCAUAUCGGUGUGUUGAGAAAAGCCUUACAAGUAUUGUUGAUGAGAUGCAGUCCAGAGUUGAAGAAUUGGAGCAGCAGCUUCAGAACUUGAAUGACAAUCUGUCUGCUGUUACCCAGGAAAAGCAAAAGAUGCUGUCAACAAUAGAAGAGUUGCAGCAGCAGCUUCAAAAUGCCAGUGAAAGUCUUUCAACCAUAACAAAAGAAAAUGAAAAGGUGAAAUCAAAACUAGAAGAUGUGGAGAAACAGCUUCAAAAUCCAAGUGGUACUGUUGAAAAAGAAGAGGCACAGUCAAGAUUGAUAGAUGCCAAAGAUCAGCUCAAGAAAUCUGAAGAAAGAAUUGUCUCUCUUCUGAGAGAGAAGGUCGAGGUGGAGACAAGAUUCAACGAGACAAAUCUGCGGCUCAAGGAAUCUGAAGAAAGAAUCAGCAUUCUUUCACAAGAAAAAGAAGAAAUUUUUAGCAGAGUUGUGGUGCUAGAAAAACAGAAACUGUCAGUGCCACCUACUGAUGUGGAGGACCUGAAAAGGCAACUGGAAGAGCUGCAGCAACAGCUGGAGGCAGAGCGGAAGAAGAAUAAAGAUCUGUCAUCAACACUGGUGCGCCUGAAUGGAAUCAUCAGGACUGGGCAGGAUGCACUGGCUCAGGAGCAGAAACUUGUGAAGCAGCUGCAGGAUCAGCUGGAAGAGAAGACCAAAGGAUCUGACAUACCAGCAAGCCAAGAGAUUGAACAGUGGAGAACAACGCUGAAAGCCAAACUGAAUGAAAAAGAAAAACAGCUAGAGCGGGAAAUUACAGCAAACAAGCAGCUUAGUCAGCGAUUGGGGCAACUAGGGGUGCUGAAUCCUUCAGCAGGAAAUGAUAUGGGUACAUCUGUGUAGGCUUGCAGAUUUACAUGCUUUGCCUACACUUGCAUAGAAACACACACACACAUGCAUGCAGAUUAAUUGAACAGUAAAACAGUUAAUUUGAGAGUGUCCAUAUGGUGAAAACUCAUCUCUUUGGGUGUUGCCUUGCACUACUGUAUGAGGAUACCCUGACCACAUCAGCCUUGAACAGCUUUUUGUGGACUACAUUGGCAGUGGGCCUGGAUUUCUCGUUACCAUGUCAUGCCUAUUGCUAGCAUUUCUUCCUCGGACCCCAGCUUGCCGAAUGUGUUUAGUCAUCCAGUCUUGAAGAAGACUAUAAACUUGUGUCCUAUAGAGUUUGCUUGCUAUGAAUGAUCUUUGAUGUUCACAUGUUGCAUCAUAACAAAAUGGUAAAGGUAGAAAAAAGGUCUAUUUGAAAAUGUUUAUGCAAGUAAUGUCGUUUUCCGUAAGUUUCUGCAAAGGCGGUGCAGAUGACAGUUUCUCUAGUUGAAUCAACUCAGCACCGCCCAUUCUUGAAAACUACUGUUCUUGCUGUAUUAAACAGGUGAAAGUGAUGAAGCAGUGUCUCGUUUUGAUGACCUUUAAAAUAUUUUAAAAUAAAUUUCUAAGAUCAGCAUUAAUGAUAUACAGUCAUUUUAUUCAUAGUUGCUGUCUCACAGAUUUGUAUUGCCAUUGUAGUGUUUCUUACAAUACUUUAGUGUGCAUCACAUACUGUUGAUUUGCAUUCAGUGUGUUCCAGUUUAAUUGGCUACAAAUCAUUAUAACACAAGAGUUCUUACCCAGUGUAUAAAAAAAUAGUGACAGAUUUACUCCUAGUUCAGAAGAAAUUUUUUAAGGGUCUUUCCACAGAAUAUCAUGAUCUGGAAUAGUUGGAAUCAGAAUUCAGGCAAGGGUUUUAAACAUGCUAAUAAUUUUUUUUUGUGGGUGGUAGGUGAACAAGCAUAUUUUUUUAAAAUACUUUCUGGGUGAUGACAAAUAGUGGGUUAAACAGUAUGUAUUAAUCUUGUGAUCAAAACAGUCAGGGCACCUCUGGGAUAUUUAGGGCUGCUGAUCUUAAGUAUACCAAUGGCUGUUACGUUCCUAAACCUCAAGAAGACAUUUUGUAUUGGAAACUACAUUUGUAAACAGAUUUACAUUUCAUAUAGCAGUUGCCAUCUGUUGGUCCAGAAUACUUUUAAAGUAAUUUUUUUUUUAAUCCAUUUGGCUUCAAAAUGAGACCGAAGUUCUGUGGAGGAAAAAAAAUAGAAUUUAAAUCCAUUAGUAAGCAUUCAUUACCAAGCAGUUUCUUGUGAGCUUAACAGGGUAAUGCUACCCUGGAACUUUUGUUUUCUUUCAGCCAGCUGUCAGGGUCUUUAGAAGUUUUGCAGUUGUCUUUUCUUGAUGAAACUAUUUAAAUCAAAGGAAUCUACUUUUUACAGGGUCCUAUAGUCUCAAUUUAGUGUACUCUGUCCAAGGGCAGUUUAAGGAAUAUUUAAUAGAUCUUGCUACACAAGCAGCUAAACCAUUUUUAAGUUUUUAUUUCCAGCCAUGUGUGCGCCAAUAUUGAUAAAAAUGUGUUGUUACACUAUGUUUGGUAUACAGGGAUCUGAUGUGUGUGCUUGAACUACCAGUUAAGUGGUUAACAUGCUACUGUCAACUGCUUCCUGUUUUCUUUCUGGACUGUUUGUAGCCUGAUGUUUAUAGCUGUGAGCUUAUACUAUUAAUAGCCAGUUGUCAGUUUUGUCUUUCUGUCCUGUUCUUGAGAAAAAGAUGUUGAGUGAGCUUUAAAUUAGAGACAGGUAGAACUUGUACCCAAGUACACCAUCUGUCAGACUUCAUUAUCUCACACUGCUGAGAAAGUGUGCAUGGGUGUAUGAUGAUCCUCCUUUGUGCAGAGCCAUGUAAAGACCCAUGUCUUUAUCUGCAAAUCCGUGUCACUUGCACGUUGUCUUUUGUAUAAUGGCUGUACUUAUGAAUGCAUGCAUUUCUUUGCUGAUAUUUUACACUGCUGUUUGCAUGUUUUUGUGAAUAGAUGAAUGUAUGGAAGGGAGUUAGGGGAGCUGGUGUGAAGGAGAUGAGUGACAAGAAAAAAAGUGUUGAAUUGCAACUGCCUGCUUUGAAGUUUAGAAACCUGUAUUAAAGUUGAAUCUUUCUCUCACAUCAACUAAAUUCUAAUUUUUUGCAUUUGUAACAGCAGCUUCUCAUGCAGACAGCACUUAACCAUAAAGCUCAAGCUUAGCGGCGUUGCCUGUUGUGAUGUAUUUUAUGAGCAGAUUACAUCAGAUCACGUCUUUCGAUGUAUAACUUCAUUUUUAAUUUCUGAAUAUAAGCACAGAAAAAACACUUCUCUUUAUCUCUGUUUAUAGAUUCAAGGGAACUAAAAUUAAAACUUCAUUUGUGCAAUAUUUACAGAAAAUUGCAGGGUUUACACAUUUUGGCAGCAGGAGGGUGAAGGUAAAAAAGUUGACAGACAAUUACCAAGCAUGUUUAUUUUUCACUUUGUCAGGUUGUAUCCAAAAAGACCAAAACUGUACAGUGCUUGGUGGUAAAUAUUUGGCAGUCCUUUCAAAACUUCACUUUUCUCUGUCUUGAUUGCUGUAGCUUAAAAAUAUUUGCAAGUAAUUUUAUUUGGGGAUGAGUGCAACAAAAGGAAAAGUAUCAGGGUUGAAUGCUGGGUGGGUUUAAAGUUAUAUUUUUGCACCAUGUUAUCAUGUUCUGGUUGCCUUCCACAUGACUGCAAUCUUGCUUCAUCUUUUGCCAUGAAUUUGAUGUACCCUAACCUCCCUCCACCACCACCUUACACACAGGGCUGUAUGUUUUUGCCUCAGAGUUAAUUGAGUUUGGGUCAUAAAUAACCUCUUGCCUUACACCUGCAGACUAGUCAUGCUGAACCUAUUGAUAGCAGGUUAUUUAGCAAAGCAAAAGCAGUGUUGUAAUGGUCUUGGGAAAAAAAGUCACUUUUUUUUUUCAUUGUGUCCCUUGGUUGGUUCUUGUUUUGUGGUGCUGGUAGAGUCUUAAUCCUUCUGUGCCUGCCUGGAUGUGCCAGUUCUGUUUAGUCUGCUUCAGCAUACCAGAUAAGCAAAACACAAAGGUAUUCUUAUAUCUAAUGCAUGAUUCUAGGUCCUCAAUUUUAUACAUUAUAGACUGAGAUGCUUGAAACCAUGAACUAAUAGCCUUGGACUGCUGGCAGACGAUUUUUUUUCCAGUUAACUGCUAAAAUGAGGCAUGAUACAAGAAAGCUUCUGGUUUAUUCACAUUCUUUGUUACGGCUCGCCGAAACUAACAGCAGAUCACUUCGCAAGAGGCUAAGCAUUGGUCUUGGUAGACAGACAGCAAUCCACUUAUACAUGUCCUUGUUGAAAUUGCACUGCCUAAGAAAUCAGAGGCAUCUAUCCAUAUUAUAUAAUUCUAAUGACCGAACAAAGAAAAAAUUUCAUUAAACCAUUAAACUAACUAAAAUUUCCCAGACUUUGAGACACUAGCUGGUGGCUAUUCUCUGCAAGCACUCAAAGUGAGUUAAAAGUUGUUUUUGAGGAAUGGCUAAUUCUGAAAGUAUAAACCAAGGUUAAGCAUGCUGUUUAGAACAAUGCACCUUUUAAUGUUUCUUACCUUGUAGGAAAGAACACAUGCCAUUUGCGAUUCUUUAUCCCAUAAUGGAUAUGUAUACAACUAUAUACAAGACCAUUUAUUUCAGUAGCCACACAUGAUCUAUAUAAUUUGUUUACUGCAUGAUCAAAGGUAGUUUCUCUCAGAUUCUGAUGGCUUACAAACGAGUGGGAAAGAAAGGGACCAAUAUAGAUUUUGUCCUUUAUAUUUUUGUUUUCUGGAGGUUUAUCGUGUAGCCCACUUCAUUUGCUUUUCUAAGCAUUUGAUAAAGAUAUGCUUACUAUUACUUUCAUUCUCUGGAUGUUACAGUUUAUGGAGAUUUUUAGCUACAGACUGCACUAUUUGGUCAUCUACAACCUCCUAACUAAAGUCUAAACUUUGAACUUAAAUUUGUGGCAAUCCUGAGGAUUGUGGAAUUUGACGUGCCCUGCUUGCUCUGUAUUAGUCAUUAUGAAUGAGGCAGAGCUUGCAUUAAGAGCAGCUUUAAGUGACAGCAAAAAAUUUAAUAAAUUUUAAAAAGUAAAAUGGUCAGUGAGGCCAAACAUUGAUGCCAUCCUGGUUUGUGCAGAAGGAUGAUCAGUCCCUUGGCCAAGACAAAUCCCUGAUGUUGCUCACUUUCUAUUGUUGAAACUCCUUUGAAGCUUACAUUAGUGUCUCAUUUUGAACCAGGGCUUUUUUUUUAUUUGCUGCUUUUUAAAAUGAAUUUGUUGACGAUAGCCAACUGUAAUCUGAUUGUGAAUAUGGAUUUUUUUUGUUUUUGCAUAUCAGGGUUUAAUUUUUUUUUUUACUUGGGAGAGAAAGUUAAUCUGAAUGUAGUUGAAAAGAAAUUUCUGAAAGUAGUACAUGUACUCUUUUAUUUUUUUGGAUCUUAAGCCAGGGAGUAGUGAGGAAUCGUAUGCAUUUGUAUCUCAGGUGUUUUAUUUGGUAGCUUGUAGAUACAGAGUGGUUGAGGAUGCUCUUGUGAUAAACAUGUAUUAUCUUGUCCAAUAGAAUGACUUAUCACCUGACAAUUUUGAUAAGCCCAAGGAUGUGCUGCAUGUGAAAUUUGAAGCGUACAUGCAUUAAGCAAUCUUUAUUCUGAUAAUGACUAGAGUGCUUUUUUAUUUUCCGUUUUCUUGGGGUAUAAGCAGUCUUGAUGCUGUUCUUGUCAAUGUGUUAGCAGGUCAGAGACAAACAUUAGCCAUGUUUAGUUUCAAUACUGGAAUUAAAUAAAUGAUUUUUACCUCUUCUGUAUUAAAAGAGUGGGAAUGGGAUUUUUUUUUUUAAACUGGCACACUGAAGCAGAUUGACAGAAACCACAAAUUUAUGUUAAUAUACUCCCUUUGUAUCAUCAGUUAUGAGCAAGUUGGUCUUUUGUUAGCUUCAUAUUUUUUUCGGGAGACCAUAAUUCUAUGUCUGUUGGACAUGCCUUGACUUGUUAGAUCAUGUGUUGAUUUUUUUAGCCUGGCUUAACUGUAGAAAUACUUUUUUUCUCCACUAUCAAUACACCAGGUGGAAAGGCAUUGAAUUUUAAUCUAGUUUAUUGAUGUCAAUGUAUGUUGCUAAAGCCUUAUCUUGGAGACAUUCAUGUUUCAAUGAUGAGGUACAUCAAAUAAACAUAAGGUCACUGA
This is a messenger RNA of Pomacea canaliculata, 9537 nucleotides long. Its product is annotated as ribosome-binding protein 1-like. NCBI's taxonomy places the organism in Eukaryota, Metazoa, Mollusca, Gastropoda, Architaenioglossa, Ampullariidae. The record is from RefSeq and is a predicted model, not a curated record. Gene Ontology annotation, cellular component: endoplasmic reticulum membrane. The transcript has 35 exons. The coding region runs from base 446 to 4354 and encodes 1302 amino acids.